Messenger RNA from Zingiber officinale, 2978 nucleotides. Its product is annotated as zinc finger BED domain-containing protein RICESLEEPER 2-like. Gene Ontology annotation, molecular function: DNA binding; protein dimerization activity. Bases 435 to 2525 code for a protein of 696 amino acids. Lineage: Eukaryota; Viridiplantae; Streptophyta; Magnoliopsida; Zingiberales; Zingiberaceae. The record is from RefSeq and is a predicted model, not a curated record. The transcript has 4 exons.
CCUAAUCUCAUCCUCUCACCCUUCGCCGCCCUCACUUUUCGUCGCCGCCCUCACCUUUCGUCGCCGCUAACCCUUGCCCUCCAUCGGCGCCGCCUACUCAACCGUUGCUGUCUCUCCUACUUAGCAUCACCCUCAGUCGGGAUCAGCCCUCACCCCCUUCCCCUUCGCCCUCAGCCCUCACCCCCUUCCUUAUCUCCCUCAAUCGUCAGACGUUGCUCUCAACCCUCACCCUCUUCCUUAUCGUCCUCAAUCAUCACACGUUGCCCUCAACACUUACCCCCUUCCCUGUCACCCUCAACUUGAUUAUAGGAACAUCAGUUUGGUUCUGUGGUGGAAGGUUGGUUUUCUACAUAACAUUAUAAGCUAGGCUUUGAAGAAAUCCUUAAGAGGAGCUGCUGGAAUUGGGUUUACACUACGGUGAAAGCUGACAAGUUAUGUCUGUAGAAGAGUCAUCUGUUCCACUUACCGUAAAUAGUGCCAUAGCUGAAAGUAAUGAAGUUAAUCUUGAGACCAACAAGGAAAUUAUCACAGCUAGUCAAAAAACACAAGAAAAUGCUAAAGAAAAAGAGGAAGAGGGGUUCAAAACAAAUAAAAGGAAAAAAAUUUCAGAAGUGUGGAAUGAUUUUGACACAAUUGAUGGAUCAAAGAAAGCCAAAUGUAAACAUUGUCAAUCCCUUUUUACAUUGGGUAAAUCAGGGCCCACAUCAAGUCUUUUGAGGCAUAGAUUACAUUGUGUGAAGAGAAAAAUUUAUUUGCGAGAAGCUGAACAACAAACAAAGUUGAAUUUUUUGCCCACUGAUUCAGCUUCACCAUCCAUUCUUACUUUGCAUUCUGGAAAAUUUGACAUGGAACAAAUGAGGGAGGCAGCUGCUCAUUGGAUUAUGAUGCAUGAACAUCCAUUCACCAUUCUUGAUGAAGAGGGGUUCAAUUUAAUGAUGAGGCGUGGAAUGCCUGAAUGGCAAAAAAUUAGUAGGACGACAUGUAGAGCAGAUUGUAUGAAAAUUUAUGAGAUUGAGAAAAAGAGGUUGAAGAAAAGUCUUGAAUGCAUUGAUAAAAUAAGUUUGACAACAGAUUGUUGGAAGUCAAAGACUCAAAAAAUUGAAUACAUGGUUGUCACUGGGCAUUGGAUUGAUUCUUGUUGGAAUUUGCAAAAGAGAGUUUUAAGUUUCAUUAACAUUCCACCACCAAGGGGAGGUCUUCAAAUUUCUGAUGCCAUUUUUAAGUGCAUGAAAGAGUGGGGCAUUGAAAACAAGGUUUUCACUAUUACUGUUGAUAAUGCUUCAAGUAAUGAUUUGGCCAUUCGAUACAUGAAAGAUACCAUUCAAAGAUCUAGAACAUUGGCAUGUGAAGGAAAUUUAUUUCAUAUUCGUUGUUGUGCACAUAUCUUGAACUUGUGCGUUCAAGAUGGGUUGAGGGAGAUUGAAGAUAUUAUUAGUAAUAUAAGGGAAAGUGUAGAAUAUGUAAAUCGUUCAGAGGCAAGACGUAUGCAAUUUACAGAGUGUGUGCAACAAUUGCAGUUGAAGGAUAAAAGAUUGAUUUGUGAUUGCAAAACUAGGUGGAACUCAACUUUUGAAAUGUUAAGUUGUGCACUCAAGUUCAAAGAAGUUUUUCAAAUGUUCAAAGAACGUGAUCACUUUUAUGGUUGCUGCCCUCAAGAAGAAGAAUGGAAUAAAGCUCAAAAGAUUUGCUCACUGUUGGAGGCUUUUUGGACAGCCACACACAUUAUUUCAGGUAGUGAGUAUCCUACUUCAAAUUUAUUUCUUCAGGAAGUUCAAAAAAUAAAGUCAUCAUUGGAUACUUAUGCACAACAUGAAGAUUUGUUUCUUAAGCAACUGGCUAGUAAAAUGAAAGAAAAAUUUGACAAGUAUUGGGGUGAUUGUAAUCUAUUGAUGGCUAUAGCUGCUGUGUUAGAUCCAACCAAAAAAAUGCUUGCUGUUGAGUUUUGCUUCCCUAAGCUUUAUUCUGAAAUAGAUGCCUCUAAGCAUAUCUCAAAAGUUAAGGAGAUAAUUAAUUCUCUUUAUGAAAAGUAUGUUGCUGAAGAAACUAAUAAAGGAGCGCCUCAUCCAUCUGAGUCUGAGAGUUUUGGUUCUUCAAGUGUUAAAAGAAAUCAACAAAGUUCUGUGUAUAGUUGGGAUGAUUUUGAUGACUAUUGUGCAAAAGUUGAAACUUCGGAGACUAAGAGAUCUGAAUUGGUAGAUUAUCUUGAAAAGGGUCGUCUUAAGAAGAAUGAGAUUCCUAAAAUAUUUUCGUGUUUAGAAUGGUGGAAGAUGAAUAGAAUGCAAUAUCCAAUAUUGUCAAAGAUGGCAGCUGAUAUUUUAGCUAUCCCAAUGAGUUCAGUGGCUUCAGAAGCAACAUUUAGUGCAGGGACGAGAGUUAUUGAUUCUUAUCGUUCAUCACUAUCUCCGGACACAGUGCAAGCUCUUCUAUGUGGGGGUGAUUGGCUUCGAAAGAUACAUGGACUGAAAAAAAAGACUAAAAAAGAGAAAACUUACCAGGAAAUUUUUCUUCCAGUAUCUACCUCUUAAAAACAAGUCAUUGUCAUCCAAUCCAUGUAAUGAAGACGAAGGUAUUAUAGUUGAUUAUUAUGGUUUGAAUGCAGUGCAGGUGAUAUAACUGAGAAUUUGAUUGAAUGCAGUGCAGGUGAUAUAACUGAGAAUUUGAUUGAAUGCAGUGCAGGUGAUAUAACUGAGAAUUUGAGAUGAAGGAAGAUAUUGAACGUGGCAAAAAUUUGAUAUUUUGAGCAGCUAAUCAAUUUGGAUUUUGGAAUAUCAUCUAUGUUGGUCAUUAUGUUUUGAUGUUCAGUAAUUUGACUUUUUAUUGGAGAAACAGAUAAUUAUAUUUUGAUCAAUUUUAUGGAUGAAGAUGAUACUGAACAUUGUAGAAAAUUGAUAUUUUGAGCAGGUUUAGAUUUUGGAAUAUCAUGCUUUUGGGUUUAGUGUAAAACUGUAAACUAUAUCGGGUCAUUUUUUGAUGUUCAG